Gigantopelta aegis is the source of this 4289-nucleotide messenger RNA. Its product is annotated as hexosaminidase D-like. Gene Ontology annotation, molecular function: hexosaminidase activity. NCBI's taxonomy places the organism in Eukaryota, Metazoa, Mollusca, Gastropoda, Neomphalida, Peltospiridae. The coding region runs from base 233 to 1663 and encodes 476 amino acids. The transcript is spliced from 16 exons. The record is from RefSeq and is a predicted model, not a curated record. Gene Ontology annotation, biological process: carbohydrate metabolic process.
GUCAAUACAGCUAUUCGUGUUUAUAUUUUUUUUACUUUCUGGGUUUGUUCAAGUAUCCUCUGAAAAUUCGGCUAGUCCAGUUUACUAGGUCAGAGAAUGUAAUAAAAACAGUGUGAUAUCUUCUGAUCAAUGGGAGCUGAUAGUGUGAUGUAAAUGUGAUAAAUAUUCAUGAGGUUGCUGGAAUAUUUAUUUACCCAGAUACUUUUUCAGCGGAUCUCUGAAUGUGGUCACGAUGUCUGUUGUCGAAUUAAGGAUUGUGCAUCUUGACCUGAAGGGGGCGCCACCAAAGGUUGAAUAUUUCCAAAAGCUGUUCCCCCUGCUGAGUCAGUGGGGCUGUACGGGUCUGCUGAUAGAGUACGAAGACAUGUUUCCUUAUACUGCACCGCUGGAGGACCUGGCCGCACCGUACGCAUACAGUCGGGAAGCUAUUUUGGAAAUUCUUCAGCUUGCUGCCAAGAAUGGCCUGUCGGUGAUACCUCUUGUUCAGACGUUUGGCCAUCUAGAGUUCAUGUUAAAGCAUGAGAGGUUUUCUCAGAUGAGGGAGUUAUCGAGAUAUCCUAUGGCGCUCUGUCCUUCCCAUCCAGACAGUUUGAGAAUGGUGUGUACCAUGAUAGACCAGGUGAUGCAGCUGCAUCCUGGGAUUGAACACUUCCACAUCGGCUGUGAUGAGGUUUACCACAUCGGUCAUUGUCCGGCCUGCAAGUCUCGGAUGGUCAGCGGUAGUCAUGGUAUGCAUCAGAUGUUUUUCUCACACGUUGCCUCAGUAGCUAAACACAUCCGCAUGAUGCACCCCACGGUAAUACCACUCAUCUGGGAUGAUAUGCUGAGAAAUAUUGAGCUGCCUGUUCUCAUUGACUCUGGCCUGAAAGAUUUGGUAGAACCGAUGAUUUGGCAUUACUUACCUUCAUUUUCACUGCCUACAGAUUUGUUUGAGAGAUUAUCAAAAGUGUUUCCCACUAUAUGGCUCGCCAGUGCAUUCAAGGGAGCCACCGGGGUGUGUCGCUACGUGACUGACGUCACCUACCACAUAGCCAACCACCUUGCCUGGAUCAGUUCACUCAACAACAUCAGGUCGAAGUUCACAACUAUAAAAGGAAUUGUCUUAACAGGCUGGCAAAGAUACGACCACUAUGCAGUGUUGUGUGAGCUCCUUCCACAAGCUAUUCCUUCUCUAGCCAUGUGCCUUGCUGUGUUGCUCAAGGGUGAGUUUACUCCAGAAAUCCACAUGUCUGUGUCCCAUCAACUCAACUUCACAUCCUUACUGCCUCUCAACCCAUUUCACAGUAAUGAAGUUCUUGUUUGUGAUUUUCCUGGCAGUGACGUAUAUUGUUUAAUGUUGGAGUGUUUGAAACUGGAGUUACAGUACGAGGAAUUUCUCCACAAUGACAUGUUUGUGGCUUGGAUGAACGAGUACAAUGUGAAGCGUAACUUCAUCAACGUGCUGUACAUUGAACCAAUCAUUGGAGAAUCCGUCAAGAUUCUGGAGAAACUAGUAGACCUGCAGGCGAACCUCCAGAAGGCGAUGGCGACGGUGUUCUAUGACAACACGGUCAUCGAGUGGCUGCAGGUCGUGUUGUCACCAAAGAUCAAGAAGAUGUCCGAAGUAGCCGAGACGGGACAGAGACUGCUGGCUCAGAAUAACACCACUCAGAUGAUGUCUUGACCUCUCAAGUGAUGCCCUAACCUUAUGAUGGCUCAACCUGCUCACAUAAUGUAAUGACCCUCUUGAAUGAGGUCAUAACCUAAAUAAGGUCAUGAUGCCACUCAAUAAUGCCAUGAACCUCUCAAAUGAUGUCAUGACCUUCUCAAAUGAUGUCAUGAAUCUCUCAAAUGAUUUCAUGACCCUCAAAUGAUGUCACAACAUUCUCACAGUCUUUUCCUUAUAGAUGAUGUCUCCACUCAUGAACAUGGUGUCACAUAACCUUAUCACAGGAUAUCUUGUUCUUUUAGAUGAUGCAUUAAUGUCAUAUAAACAAGAAAUAGAUAAAUCAUUAGUAAUCCAUGUAACUAAUUCCAUACAAAUUAAACUAUCUAGACACAUAACUUUAUUUUGAUUUCAGACUGUAUUUUACUUUUAAAUUUCAGGCACUUAACAAAAUUCAAAAUUGCUGUAGAGUUGGGGGAAGUUUAGGCUUAUAGUUUGAGUACAGAGUAGUUUAAGAGUAGUUUCAAUGAUUCAAUAUGGUAUCAAUGAGUUUUAGGUUUUCACGUAUGUUUUUUUAACGAUUGGUCCUGAUCAGAGAGAGUGAAAUGUUGCUAAGACAACAGUUAAAAACUGCAUUAUGAUCAUAUUUACAUGUGCUGUAUUUUGCUAUUGGUGAUCACUCCAUGAUAUAGAGAUUAUAAUGUGUUACCAUUUGACAUUAACAGAUUAUUACUCAAGAAUUGUCAGUGACUUUUAUUAAUUUUUCUUCUACUCUAGAUGGCUAGAUUUCUGUGAAAUUAUUUUUUUAUAUUAUUUUCAUCAUUUGUAUUAUGUUUGAAUUGCUAUCUAUUGGAUGUGCCCAUAAGUAAGGAUCUGAGACCAAAUCCAAAAUAAAUUUCAAGUUAUGGGUGGUGGCCAAGAUUCUUUCUUUACCGUGUGACCUAAAUAUACAGGUACUUCCCUUGCGUGUGGUCGGAAUAAUUGCUUGUGAAAUCACACUUUGCAUCGUUUCUUCGUGUUAUAAAAUAUAGAGCUAGUCGGACAUUAAAACCAUUAGGCAGCUUUUAUUCUUGAGCAAGGAAAUUCUGAUGUACUGAAUUAUAUUUGUAUAUUUUGUUAUUAAUUUAUUAUUUUAUGAGACUGAAUGAAAUAGCUCACUUUUCAAGUGGCAUAAAACCACUAGCAAAUACACUGAAGAUUAAAAAAAGUUUAGCAAUUUGGUACUACACGUAUAUGUAUUGCAUCCUACUUUAAAAGUCAGUUGCAUUCCAUGACACGACAGUUACACAUUUCAUUUUCUGUAUGAAAAAUCUUCAACUUACACUGACAAAUGAUGUAUUAAUUUUAUUUCUUUUAUUUAUGCAUAUUUACAAAAUUGCUAAACUUUUUUUGUCUUCGUAUAUAUAAUUCAUCAGUUCAGAGAUAAAAUGUGUUGCGUCAGAAAUGACCAACAGUCAACAAACCAGUCUGCAUUGUGUCCAUCUGCAAUGCUUUUUUUAACAAAUGCAACUUUAGAUAUCUUUCAUUAAAACUUUGAUGACUAAAUUCUGUUUGUGUUGUUUUUUUGCCUGUCAAGAUGCAUGUAUGUUUAAUGUAAUUGGAGUUGAAUUUGUGAAUGCAUGUUUUAUGAGACUCCAAUAUGAAUCGACAAAUCAACCACUGGGCAUAAAACAAAGGUGACAAGAUAAUGUUGUUAUACAAAAUCAGUUGCUAAAAACUACUCAGAAUUGCACAGACCUACAGCAAUAAAACAGUCAUAUAAAGUAUUCAACAUGCUAGAAAUUUCAACUCGAGACAAACAAAUGGGUUACAUAUUAAAAAAAACAUACCUGUAUGAACAAACUUUAGUUUCCCCAGAUUUUAAGAUUUAUUUAGAAAUGCAUCCCCUUCACAGCAUUACUUAUGAAAUACAUGUAUGUACCUACUGUCAGUCAUUAUGCUGCAUAAAAUUCUCUCAUGAAACUUGUCAGAUUAUAUAGUAGCUCAUUAAAGGGGCAAUUUCAAUGUUUCUAAUGACCACGUUAUGUAUACUUAUUUUUGUAACUUAUAAAAUCCAUUUAUUUACUACCAUUUUGUAAGGGUAUUUUUUAUUACAACAAUAAAAUCCAACAUGGCAAAUAUUGUUGAUGUAUUGGGGGGGGGGGGGGGGGUGGGGGGGGAUGGGGGUGGAGUGUAAUAAAAAUAAUUAGCUUUGGUCAUUUUUAGACUGUUAUAAUUUGAGACAAAGCAAGAAUCUAGCUUGAAAAAGACAUUCUGGUGAUAAAGCAUAAAAUAAAAACAUUUAUUUUGUGGAAUGUAUUUUUUAUUUUCUAAAAGCACAAACAUCUAGACAAAUCAUAAAGAAAACAAUGUACAAUAUUUUUUUUUUUUUAAACUCCUUUAGAAAAGACAUUACACAAGUAAUUAUUAAAAAUCUUGCACACUGACUUACAAUCACAGAUUUCGAUAUUAGUGGUUGAAUACUAAAAAUGUCUUCAAAAUUAAUGAUACACUUGUCUAUUUUUUCUGGGGUUUUUUUUACUUUAUGUCUUAACUACAAUCAUCUUCAGAAAACACUUUUUUUUGGUCCUGGUGUGAAAUUUUCUGGGAACUUUACACUUUGUACAAUACAGAAGUUCAGUAUAUCCACAAUUACAACAAAACA